UUCAUGGAAGUUUCAACCUGCCAACUGUGCCUGGUUCGCUUGCAUCCAGAGAGGCCGCAAUGGGUGUUGUACCAUCAGGUGGUGUUCAGCAACCAGGAGGAAGCAUUCCUAGUGGACGGUUCUCAUCAAACAAUCUUUUGGUUGCAUUAUCUCAGAUGCCUCAUGGCUCUGGUGUCACAAAUAGAGGGGGUAUUAAUGUUGUUGGAAAUCAUGCUUUUAGUAGUAGUAAUAUUAAUGGAGUCACUGGGUCAAUAACUGGUAUUUUCUCAAGUUCAGCUUAUGGGAAUCGUAGUUCUGUUCCUGGUUUGGGAGUUUCUCCAGUAUUGAGUAAUGUAGGGCCAAGACUUACAAGCUCUGUAGGCAACAUUGUAAGCAGUGGUAACAUGGGAAGAAGCAUCAGUUCUGGAGGAUUAUCUGUGCCCGGUUUAGCUUCAUAG
Zingiber officinale is the source of this 437-nucleotide messenger RNA. Its product is annotated as probable NOT transcription complex subunit VIP2. The transcript is spliced from 2 exons. The coding region runs from base 60 to 437 and encodes 125 amino acids. The record is from RefSeq and is a predicted model, not a curated record. NCBI's taxonomy places the organism in Eukaryota, Viridiplantae, Streptophyta, Magnoliopsida, Zingiberales, Zingiberaceae.